Messenger RNA from Octodon degus (degu), 174 nucleotides. Its product is annotated as keratin-associated protein 20-2-like. The record is from RefSeq and is a predicted model, not a curated record. The coding region runs from base 1 to 174 and encodes 57 amino acids. NCBI's taxonomy places the organism in Eukaryota, Metazoa, Chordata, Mammalia, Rodentia, Octodontidae. The transcript has a single exon.
AUGUGCUACUAUGGCAACUACUGCGGUGGCCUGGGCUAUGGCUAUGGCGGCCUAGGCUGUGGCUAUGGCUAUGGUGGUUAUGGUGGCUAUGGCUAUGGUGGCUAUGGUGGCUAUGGCUAUGGUUGUUGCCGCCCCCUGUGCUGUAGAAGAUACUGGACCUAUGGCUUCUACUGA